CUCUGAGCGGCCGGUGCGAGAACACUCACAUUCAGCAGACAAUGAGACGGUUUAGUGUUCGUCUCUUCAGCCACUUUUCCCGUCCUCAGUUCACUGCUCCUAGGCUCGCCACCACAUGCCUCCUCCGUCAGGAGGGCUUCACGGGUUCCUUCCCCGGGUUCCUUCCUACUAUUCCGCAUCCCAGCCGACACCUCCGGAGGGGUGUGAGCUGCACUGCUACAAGCCAGCACCUACAGGACCUGAGUGGCUCUGAACAGAGACUGUUGGACAAACUGUAUGAAGGACUAAUCUCUGGACAGAGGGCUUCCCUGGCUGAGUCCAUAACGCUUGUGGAGACCCAGCAUCCCAGGAAGAAGGAGUUGGCUCAGGUUCUGCUGCAGAAGGUGUUGGCCUUCAGGAGGCAGCAGGAGAGCAGCAAUGGAGGGAAGCCAGUGGCCUUCAGAGUAGGAUUAUCUGGUCCUCCUGGAGCUGGGAAGUCCUCGUUUAUCGAGGUGAUGGGAAAAAUGUUAACUGGACAGGGACAUAAAGUAGCAGUGCUGACCGUUGACCCCUCUUCCUGCACUUCAGGAGGGUCUCUGCUUGGAGAUAAGACUCGUAUGACUGAGCUUUCAAGAGACAUGAGCGCUUUUAUCAGGCCGUCGCCGGCCUCAGGAACGCUCGGUGGCGUCACCCGUACAACCAAUGAGGCAAUCGUUCUUUGUGAGGGGGCAGGAUAUGACAUUGUCCUCGUGGAGACUGUUGGUGUUGGUCAGUCUGAGUUUGCAGUGGCAGACAUGGUUGACAUGUUUGUGCUUCUGAUUCCACCAGCAGGUGGCGAUGAACUUCAGGGCAUCAAGAGAGGCAUUAUUGAGAGAGCCGACUUGGUGGUGGUGACAAAGUCGGAUGGAGAUCUGGUGGUGCCAGCCAGGCGGAUCCAGACCGAAUACACCAGCGCCCUGAAACUGCUGAGGAGGCAGUCCAAAUCCUGGAACCCCAAGGUUGUACGUGCCUCUUCCCACACCUUUGAGGGCAUCCCAGAAGUCUGGGCCAAGAUGGAAGUGUAUAGGGACGGCAUGUUGACCAGCGGUGAACUGCAGGGCCGGCGGAGAGCCCAGCAAAAGGUCUGGAUGUGGAGUCUGAUCCAGGAGAAUGUCCUCUGGCAUUUCCAGAAUCACCCAGCUGUCAGAGAGACUCUACCCCGCCUGGAGCAGAAGGUCACCAAAGGAGUCAUCUCUCCAGGGCUGGCUGCGGAUCUGCUCCUCAAAGCCUUUUCAGAAUCCUCGUAGUAGCGGUCAACAGAACAUUUGAGUUGGAUAAAUCCCUCAUGGCCAGUCGUUGUCAAGGAAAGCAUGAUCGAGUGAACUUCAGUGACUUAAUGAUUUGCACAAAAAGAAACAGUCUUGAAGGUUUUUAACUUUUUUCAGAAACAACUAAAAGAAAAUACGCAUUUUCAUCUCUGACUGAUUUAAGUCCACGCUUAGGAGGAGGUGAGCUUGGUCUGCUGCUCAGUCUCCUCCAUGGCAAUAAGACACAUCUAUAGUUAGCAAUUGGAGACAUUCAGUUUCUUCUGUAAGAAGCAAUGAAUCCUGUGGAGUUUUAUACCAGGUGCUGGUCCUGUCUUCACGAUAACACUAAAGAUCCUCACAAAUGUUCAGAAGAAAAUCCAGAUUUGAGGGCUUUUCUUGUUACACCCCUUUUGUAUUCACGUUUAUAAUUUGGGCCAUUUAAUCUUUGACUUGUGCAUGUCAUCAUGAGUAAUGAAAAUCAAGUGUGAAUGUAAAGAGCAGUUUUCACAGAAAUCUCUUAGACGUUAGACUUUAAAACGAUUAAAAAUCUAAACGAAAGGCUGCUUCAAAUGUAAUCAAUUAGGUCUUCUGCUUGCUGGUGCUGCCAGGCACGUGUUUUACUGUGAAUAUCUUUUAGAGAUGUUUUAACCUGAUUAAAACUGUUAUAUUAAACUCA
Molecule: messenger RNA, 1941 nt
Organism: Girardinichthys multiradiatus
Lineage: Eukaryota; Metazoa; Chordata; Actinopteri; Cyprinodontiformes; Goodeidae
Gene: mmaa
Product: metabolism of cobalamin associated A
Exons: 7
Coding region: 42-1265 (407 amino acids)
Cellular component (GO): cytoplasm
Molecular function (GO): GTPase activity; GTP binding
Source: RefSeq, a predicted model, not a curated record